Molecule: messenger RNA, 1112 nt
Organism: Apis dorsata (giant honeybee)
Lineage: Eukaryota; Metazoa; Arthropoda; Insecta; Hymenoptera; Apidae
Gene: Hand
Product: heart- and neural crest derivatives-expressed protein 1
Exons: 3
Coding region: 152-1009 (285 amino acids)
Biological process (GO): developmental process; regulation of transcription by RNA polymerase II
Molecular function (GO): DNA-binding transcription factor activity, RNA polymerase II-specific; protein dimerization activity; RNA polymerase II transcription regulatory region sequence-specific DNA binding
Source: RefSeq, a predicted model, not a curated record
CUCGACACGAGUCUAUGAUGCCCUAAGAAGAAUCUGUUUAUUAAACGGAAAUUAAAACUUUUUAAAAAGAUUGAAUUUUGUUGUGGACAUAUUUGAAUCAGUUGAUCAGUGGUGCAAGAAAAAAAAGUGAAAAAAGUAGAAGGAAUUUAAUAUGAUGUUGGGAAGCUACGAGGCGCAGCCGGAUUACUAUCCGCAAUGGCAUCAACCCUAUAAUUAUGUUACACAAUUACCGUAUGGUCCGUUGAACAUGCCAGAUGCGGAUAGCCAAUCGACGUACUGGGGCGCGGAUUCCGGGAUUUCUGGGGGUAGUUCUGGCGCAGGAAGUCCCACCGCCUCAACACCUCCCUUGAUCGAAGAGAUUGGUGUCCAGGAACCCAGUUACUCCCCUCUACAACAAUACCCACAAACUUCGAUGAACCAACACUAUUCCAAUCUAACUUAUCCGCCCCAACAAGACGUCCCUCAUCAUCAUUUUCAUCAUCAUCACCAUAAUCAUCAUCAACAAAAUCAUAGAAGAGAUAGCGAUUAUUCCACGGUUUCUUCGAUAAAUCAAGUCGAUGGUUCGCUUCAACAACAUCUUAGACAAGGAGUCAGAGACGGUGGCGUAGUUGUCAGGCCUAAAAGAAGAAAUACAGCGAAUAAGAAAGAAAGAAGACGAACGCAGAGCAUAAAUAACGCGUUUGCCGAUCUUCGUGAUUGUAUACCGAAUGUACCGGCAGAUACGAAGUUAUCGAAAAUUAAGACGUUGAGACUAGCAGCUUCGUAUAUUGGAUACUUGAUGGCGGUAUUGGAGAGUGACGAGGGAGAGGAACCGCAAACUUUUCGCGCCGAGAUUUUGUCCAAUGGCAGGAGAAACAAGACGGUUCAGGCAAAUCAGAAUGAAUCGUAUUUACACCAGACAGGUGUAGGAACCGAGGAAUCAUCGAAAAGCAAAGGACGAACUGGUUGGCCGCAGCAUAUGUGGGCCCUCGAAUUGAAGCAGGAAUCGCCUACGAACCAGAUGCAAUAAAAUUACUGAUCUCUAUCUAUUUUUGACGCAGUGGCUUCUGUUCUACUGUGAUUAUCAAGAAACGAAUCAAAUGUAAGGUUAGAUCAAAAUUGGUAGCGAGCCA